Molecule: messenger RNA, 657 nt
Organism: Guillardia theta CCMP2712
Lineage: Eukaryota; Cryptophyceae; Pyrenomonadales; Geminigeraceae
Exons: 7
Coding region: 1-657 (218 amino acids)
Molecular function (GO): oxidoreductase activity
Source: RefSeq, a predicted model, not a curated record
AUGACACCUGGAGCUUCCUGCGAAGUCUACGAGGACGGAGACUGGUGGAAGGCGAAGGUGGUUCAAGUGCGAGGAGGGCGCGUCCUCGUCAAGUUCGUUGGGUCUACUCAGACCAGAAGGGUCGAGCUCGAGCCCAGCUGUGAGUUUGUUCUUCUCUCCAUUGCUAUGUUCACCAGGUGUCAGGAGAUUGCUGUCAGCCUUCACUCCAAGGUGACGAGGAUCGUGGUGGAGGAGAAGGAGCAGUCGAGCUGCCGGGUUGAGUUUGUGCGGAGAGAGGCAAAGGAGAAGAAGGAGCAGAAAGCUGCAGACUUCGUUAUCGUCACUCUCCCCCUUGGAGUCCUACAGGCCUCAGCCGUCUCCUUCUCUCCUCCUCUCCCCGACGAGAAGCUGCAGGCCAUUCACGCGCUAGGCAUGGGGGUCGAGAACAAGGUCAUCUUGCGGUUCUCGCGCUGCUUUUGGCCAAAAGACGUUCCCUACCUUCAGUGUAUCCACCCCUGCGUGAGGUUCUUGAACGGACAUUUCUUCGGCAAGGAGCACACGCUCAUCGCCCACCUCUCGCCUCCUCUCUCGCAUGCUGACAUCCCCGACGAGCUGCUCCUCGAGGAGGUUCUUAGGACAUGUUCGGAAAUCUUCUCCCAGAGCUCGCAGAUUAUCUAG